UUUUUUUUUUCUUUUGCAUUUGUUGUAUUAUUUUAUACUGGAAAACAGCAACAGCCCAGCAGCAGUCAGUGUUUUGGAUGCGAAGAUGUUGCUCCGCGGACUUGUUUCCUUCUUCUGCCUUUCUGUAACAGGUAUUGUUGUUUUCGCGCAGCCCGACAGCUCCGGACUAUUUUACGCACUCAGAUCAGAGCUCUCGGAGGACGCAAUCUUGGUGGCCAACAACGGAAUCCGCGUGCCUUUUGGGAGGUCGGUUUUCAUCGACCCCAUCAACGAUCUGGUGAUACAGACUCAGCCGGGAGACCAGUGCAGCGUCACCGUCCUGGAUAAUGAUCCGCUCUCGCAGAGACUGGGACAUCUCUCCCCCAAAAAGUUUCCCUGUGAUUUUGGCCCCAGUGAUGUGAUUUAUUCCCACUACGGCUCGAGGAGCCCGGCUAAAGACAGAGUGAGGCUGCAGCUCAGGUAUGAUGCUCAAACAGAAACUGUAAUCAUCCCCUUUAUGAUGGAGGUGGAAGUGGUUUUUACACAGCUGGAGCUACUCACCAAAAACAUGCCUCUCACUGUUUAUAAUCUCAAAGGGAUUAGUAAUCCCAUUGAUAAGAAGAUUCUAGAGUUUACUUAUGAUAAAGAGUUUUACAAAUGUGAGGUGACAGCCUUGUGCAGCGGCAGCAGUGCACUGCCCAAAUAUGGAAAACUCAUUAACGGAGGCGAACUUUCCACAAUGAUGAACUGUGAUGAUUUUUUACAAACUGAUAUCCGCUACGAGCACACAUUUAAUGGCAAAUCUCAGAACAGAGACUAUGUUCCCAUGGUUGUAGAAAUGCACGAUAAGGAAGACAACCUGGUGAAGCAGGAGUAUUUUCAUCUCAUGGUUCGCAUCAGAGAUGGAGAGGAGAACACUCCCCCCAAACCCAGCUUUGUGUCCAUGAUGAUGAUGGAGGUGAGCCAGUUUGUCAUGACCGCCCUGACGCCUGAGAUGCUCGCCGCUGAGGACGCAGAGUCAGACCCAGAUGAGCUCAUUUUCAAUAUCAGCACCCCCUUAUCUUAUGAGGAGGGGUACAUUGUCAGUACAGAUGACAGAAACCUCCCAAUCACAUCCUUCUACCAGAGAGACUUGUGGGAUUUGAAAAUAGCCUAUGUGCCACCUUCUAUGGACUCAGAUACCGAGAGGAUUUUUCAGCUUGAGUUUGAGGUGAUAGACACGGAGGAGGCCGUUUCGGAUCCGUUUGCUUUCAUGAUUGUCGUGAAGCCCAUGAACACCCUGGCCCCGGUGGUCACGCGUAACACUGGCCAGCUGCUGUAUGAGGGCCAGUCACGUCCUCUCAUCAGCUCCCAUAACUUAGAAAUCAGCGAUGAGGAUAGCCUGGAUGCCGUCACGGUUACGGUGGUGGAAGGGCUGCGGCACGGGCAGCUCAUGGUGCUGGGAUCUCCGAGGAAAUUCUUCACACCUGCUGACCUUACCGCAGGGAUGGUGGUCUACCAACACGACGGGAGUGACACAUACAGUGACAACAUUAUUUUCAAGAUGACAGACGGGACGAAUGAGGUAGAAUUCCUCUUUCCCAUCACAAUUGUUCCCACUGAUGAUGAACCACCGAUUAUCAAUGCCAACACUGGUUUGGUCCUGUUCAAAAAUCAAAUGAUGCCCUUAUCUCCUCUCAUGCUCAGCGCUGCUGACAUUGACUCUGAAGACUCAACUAUUAAAUUUACAAUGGUUCCCCCUUUUUCCACAAUUGGCACAGUGCUUCUGCGGCAGUCAGAUGCCCCAGAAGACCCCUCCUCUUGGAAGUUUAAUGCUAAGGAUGAAAUGUAUGAGAAAGAGGUGACAGAGUGGCAUCAGAAAGAUAUCACAGAUGGGAAGUUGUUUUACAAGCACACAGGCCCACAUAACACAGACACAAUCACAGAUCAGUUUAUAUUCAGAGUACAGGAUGACAAUGACCCACCUAAUUUGUCUGGGGAUAGUGCUUUUGUAAUUCGUGUUUUACCUAUCGAUGAUGUGCCCCCUGAACUUUUCCCAGGAACAACUCUGCAGAUGAUUGUCAAGGAGUACAAACUCACUCACUUCAGCAAAGAAGUUUUGCGCUACACAGAUUUGGAUUCUGAGGAUCGUGACCUUAAAUAUACAGUUACCCAGGUCCCAAAGGAUAUAGAUGAAAAUAACCCAGUCGUGUUUGGUUCUUUGGUUCUGACAGAUCGUCCUGAUACUGACGUUUCUGAGUUCACACAAGCUCAAAUCAACCAUCAUAAGAUCUCCUAUGCACCUCCUGAUGUUGAGCUGGGAAUCACAGCUCACGUUGUGCAGUUCUGCUACACAGUUGAAGACACAGCUGGAAACAGUGCAGAGGGGGCAUUCACAAUCUACCUGCAACCAGUCAACAACAAACCUCCCCAGAUUACAAACCUGGGCUUUGCUGUGUUUGAACGUGGCAUGCACAUCAUCACCAUCGCCGAGCUCGAUGCGACAGACCUUGACACAGAGAGCGAGAAAAUAACCUUUGCUCUGAGUCGGCCUCCUAAACAUGGUCAGAUUCAGGUGACUUUCACUGACCUGGACAAAAACGGUCUCUUUAAACUUGAGGACAUUUCAGAGGGGAAGAUAUCAUAUAUUCAUGGUGGAGAUGAGACUGUGAGUGAUGAAUUUCAGCUGGAUGUCAGUGAUGGUUUUCAUAUUGUGACUGUGACGGUCAAAGUUAAUGUAAAACCUGUCGAUGAUGAAACACCAAGGAUCAGACUACCUGCUGGAACAAUUGGGUCCCAUAUGAACGUAUUGGAAAACGGAGCCACGGAAAUAACAACUAACGUGAUUCAAGGUCAUGAUGAUGACACAGAUGACCUCCAGCUGACUUUUAUUUUAGAAGAUCCUCCAGUUUGGGGGGAAAUUUUGGUGAAAGGAGUGCCUGCAACCGGGUUUACACAAGCUGACAUAAUUAAUGGAGUAGUUGUUUAUGCACACACUGGUGGUGAAAUAGGUUUGACCUCCCAGCAGGAUGGAUUUAAUCUAACGCUUACAGACAUGUCUGAUGAUUGGACAGUAGGUGGCAAUAAGGUCAAAGGGGUUCAUGUUCGAAUCACUAUUCUUCCUGUUGACAAUCAGGCCCCUGAGGUUGGAGUUGGAAUUCAGUUCAGUGUCACUGAAGGAGAGAAAUAUGCCAUUGGCCCUCAGCACUUGAACGCUGAUGAUAAUGACACUCCAACGGAUGAUAUCCUUUGCACCAUCAUUGUCCAGCCCACUGCAGGCUAUGUGGAAAAUAUAUCCCCCGCCCCAGGCUCAGAAAAGUCAAGGUCAGGAACAGCUAUAAGUGCUUUUACCCUCAGAGACAUAAGGGAAGGAAAUAUCUACUAUGUGCAAAGCAUUCACAAGGGGGUAGAACCAGUGGAGGAUAGCUUCACUUUUAGGUGCUCUGACGGUAUCAAUUUCUCAGAGAACUAUUUCUUCCCGAUCAUUAUCAUUCCAAAAAAUGAUGAAAAGCCUGAGAUUUACUUGAGGGAAAUUGUUGUGAUGGAGGGAAUGAACAUUGUCAUCGACACGCUGAUUCUGAAUGGAGCAGAUGCCGACGUUCCACCCGAGGAGCUCGUGUUUACAGUUUCCAAACCUCCCAAACACGGUGCCAUUUUAAAUCAGCUAUCCACGGGCUCUGUGUUGGUGACAAAUUUCACUUUGGAACAGAUUAGAGAGGCUUCAAGUAUUAUUUAUGAACACGAUGACUCAGAGACGACAGAGGACAGCUUUGAUAUCACUCUGACGGAUGGAAAGUACAUUGUCCAGAAAAAAGCUGUGAUUAUGAUCAUUGCUGUUGAUGAUGAAACCCCUAGAAUGGCUAUCAACGAUGGCCUGGAAGUGGAAAUUGGAGAGUCCAAAGAGAUUAACAACAAAGUGCUUAAAGCAACAGAUUUGGAUUCAGUGGAUAUUAUGCUAACAUAUAUUAUCAGGUUUGAACCUGGUCAGGGUGUCUUGCAGAGAAAAACACCAUCGGGGUAUCUGGAGAACAUCACGCUGGGCAUGAACUUCACACAAGCUGAACUCGAUGCAGGACUGAUAUUGUACACACACAAUGGACAGGAGGGCAUCCGCGACUUAGUAAAAUUUGAUGUCACUGAUGGAAUUAACCCACUCAUUGAUCGCUACUUCUACAUCACAAUAGGUGGCAUUGACAUGGUCUUUCCAAAUGUUGUUAGUAAAGGUGUGUCUCUGAGAGAAGGUGGGAGAGUGACAUUAACCACAGAUCUACUCAGUACUUCUGAUCUUAACAGCCCUGAUGAAAACUUGGUCUUUACUGUCACACAGAUCCCUAUAAGAGGCCAUUUGGAGUGCACAGAUACUCCCGGGAUGCCCAUUGUAUCUUUUACUCAACUUCAAUUGGCUGGCAGUAAGAUUUUCUACAUCCACACAUCAGAUGAUGAAAUAAAAAUGGACAGUUUCGAGUUCGAAGUCACUGACGGUUACAACCCAGUUUUCAGAACAUUUCGAAUCUCUAUAGUGGAUGUUGAUAACAAGAAACCCGUUGUGACAGUAAAUGGCCUGGUUGUCACAGAAGGCCAGCUGAAGCUGAUCACACCAUUUGAGCUCACCGCCGAGGACCAGGACACGGAUGAAAGGCUGAUCAAAUUCACAGUCACCCAACUGCCCGUUCACGGCAAACUGUUGUACAACCGGUCGGCGCCUGUCACCAGCUUCACGAAGCAAGACCUUGACGAAAAUCUCAUCAGCUACAAACACGAUGGGACCGAAUCCUCAGAGGACUCUUUCUCCUUUACUGUUACUGACGGCACACACACUGACUUCUAUGUUUUCCCAGACACUGUGUUUGAGACGAGCCGCCCUCAGACCAUGAAGAUCACUAUAGCAGCAAUUGAUAAUGGCAUCCCCCAGAUUGUAAUAAACAAAGGAGCGCCCACUUUGAAGAUUUUGCCCACAGGCCUCCUGGGCUUUCCUAUUAGUCCUAAGGUGCUGAAGGUGGAGGACAGGGACAGCAAACCAGCUUCUGUGGUGUUCCACAUCAGCACACCACCCAAACAUGGCUACAUCAUUAAUCUUGGACACGGGAACAACUCCAUCAAUACAUUUAGUCAAGCUGAUAUUGAUGACCUGAACAUCUGCUAUGUGUUGCGGCACGAAGAAAACACCACAUCUGAUGUAUUUCAUUUCUCUGUUGAGGACAACGGUGGAAACAAGCUGAAAGGACAGCAGUUCCAUCUGGACUGGGCCUGGAUCUCUUUGGAAAAGGAGUAUUAUGUGGUGGAUGAGGAGGAUAAAUACAUGGAAGUGGUGCUGAGACGAAGAGGAUACCUGGGAGAAACAUCUUUCAUUGGUAUAGGCAUUCAGGAUGGUAGUGCAAAGAAGGACGAGGACUUUAAGGGGAAGUCCCAGAGGCAGGUCCAGUUUAACCCUGGACAGACCAGAGCCACGUGGCGCAUUCAGAUCCUGUCUGAUGGGAAGUACGAGCAGGCCGAGACCUUCCAGAUUUUGCUUUCCGAGCCGGUGAUGGGAGCGAUGGAGUUCCCCGUGACGGCAACUGUUGAGAUCCUGGACCCAGGCGAUGAGUCGACUGUGUUCUUCCCUGAACAGAUCCACUCCGUCCAGGAAGAUGUUGGGGAGCUUUUCAUCCCGGUCCACCGCAGCGGAGACAUGAGUGAGGAGCUCAUGGUGGUCUGCCACACACAGCAGGGUUCUGCCACAGGGACGAUUCCCACCAUGGUUCUGUCCUACUCAGACUAUAUUUCACUCCCGGAGGGACACAGCAGUGUCCUUCGCUUUGACAAAGGUGAGAGGGAGAAGGUGUGUCGCGUGGUGAUCAUCGACGACUCCCUGUACGAGGGAGAGGAGAGCUUCAACGUGACUCUGUCCAUGCCUGUUGGCGGUCGUCUGGGAAAGCAUUACCCCACGACAAAAGUCAGCAUCUUGGAAGAUCUGGAUGAUGCUCCAGUGUUUUACUUUGCGGAGGUUGCUUAUCACGUAGAUGAGAGCGAUGGGUAUGUAGAGAUCAAAGUAUGGAGGACGGGAACUGAUCUGUCCAAGGCUGGGACUGUCACGGUCUGUUCUCGUAAGGCAGAGCGUGCCUCUGCUGAAGUUGGCGUAGACUAUGUGGGCAUCAGUCAGAACUUGGACUUCGCCCCAGGUGUCAGCAUGCAGACGGUUAAGGUUACCAUUCUGGAUGACAUGGGACAGCCAGAACUGGAGGGGAUUGAGGCAUUUGAGCUAGUCCUGCAAAUGCCGGUCAAUGGUAUCCUGGGAGAACCUGAAAAGGCCACUGUCUUCAUCAACGACUCAGUGUCUGACUUGCCAAAGGUCCAGUUCCGUGAGCCUGUUUACACCGGAGAGGAGAGUGACGGUGAGGUCACAGUAACCGUGUACCGCAGCGGCGACAUCCGUCACAAAUCCUCGGUCCGCUGUUACACCCGUCAGAGCUCUGCACAAGUCGGUGCUGACUUCGACGAGCGACCCAACACAGAUGCAUCUAUCAUCAGCUUCUUACCAGGUGAAGUGCAGAAGCCGUGUACUCUGUCACUGGUUGAUGACACGCUGUACGAGGAUGGAGAGGAGCUGCGGCUGGUCUUAGGAAACCCAAAGAGCGACUCAGGGUUUGGCGCAUCAGUGGGUUCUCUGAAUGAGGCUCUGGUGAAAAUCAAGGACACUGCAGACAAACCCAUAAUUCGUUUUUUGGGAACAAAGUUCAGCAUCAGUGAACCAAAGGAAAGUGGCGCUGUGGCGACUGUGAGGAUCCCAGUGGUCCGAGUGGGCGACACUUCAAAAGUGUCUGUGGUUCGGGUUCACACAAGAGACGGGUCAGCUGUCUCAGGGGAGGACUACUAUCCUGUGUCUCAAGAUAUUGAGUUUAAAMAGGGGGAUAAGCAACACGUUGUGGAGGUGGAGGUGCUGUUUGAUGGAGUCAGAGAAAUGAGGGAAGCGUUUWUGCUACAUCUUAAGCCUGACGAAAACAUGGUGGCUGAAAUUCAGGUGACUAAAGUCAUAGUUUACAUUGAGGAGUCCAACAGCAUGGCUGACGUCACCUUCCCAUCCCUGCCUCAUGUUGUGUCACUGCGCCAUUACGACGAUGCCACCAGGACACCAGACAACCUCCACCCACCAGCCGGCUACCCUGUCAUCUGCGUCACAGCUUGCGACACAAAAUACCCCGACUACGACAAGACGGGCUCGAUCUGUGUCAGCGAGCACAUCAACAACACCUUGACCCGCUACCGCUGGCUCAUCAGCGCCCCGGCAGGCCCCGACGGCGUCACCAGUCCCGCGAGGGAGGUAGACUUUGACACGUUCUUCACUUCCUCCAAGAUGAUCACGUUGGACUCGGUCUACUUCCAGGCGGGCUCRAGGGUCCAGUGUGCCGCUCGGGCUGUUAAUUCCAACGGGGAUGAGGGUUUAGAGCUCAGAAGCCCCAUUGUCACGAUCAGCAUAGAGGAAGGCAUGUGCCAGCCACGCAAGAGGGGAACUGUCGGCGCCGAGCCUUUUUCUGCCAAGCUUCGCUACACUGGAGCAGAUGACCCAAAACACCCUAACCUCAUCAAAGUGACCGUCACCAUGCCUCACAUAGACGGUAUGCUUCCAGUAAUCUCCACUCGCCCGCUUGUGAACUUUGACCUAACUCUCAGUCCCGACGGAACCCGAAUCGGGAACCACCGCUGCUCCAACUUGCUCGACUUCAAUGAGGUCAACACGGGUCACGGCUUCCUCACCGCUUCAACGCGCAGCCCCGAGAGCRCCGGAGACUCCGAGCCCUAUCAGUUCAGCGGCCCUCUGCGGGGAAACGRCACGCUGCGCUUCUACAGGAACCUCAACCUAGAAGCGUGCCUCUGGGAGUUUACCAGCUACUACCACAUGUCUGAGCUGCUUGCUGACUGUGGAGGAACCAUAGGGACAGACGGACAGGUGCUGAACCUGGUCCAGUCCUACGUGACCCUGCGUGUGCCUCUUUAUGUGUCGUACGUGUUCCACUCCCCCAUGGGCGCCGGCGGCUGGCAGCACUUUGAUCUUCAGUCGGAGCUCCGCCUCACUUUUGUGUACGACACAGCCAUUCUCUGGAAGGAGGGCAUUGGCAGUCCCCCUCAGGCAGAGCUACAGGGUUCGUUGUAUCCCACCAGCAUGCGCAUCAAUGAGCAGGGACGUUUGGUGGUAAACUUCCGCACCAGGGCUCAUUUCAGGGGUCUGUUUGUGGAGUCUCAUUCUUCAGAAACCUCCAUGUCAUCCAUGGUGAUAAGUGUGGAUCACCCCGGCCUUACAUUUAACCUCACCCUAGUGAGGAGUGAGCCCACCUACAACCAACCUGUCCAACAGUGGACCUUCAUUUCUGAUUUUGCAGUACGAGAUUAUUCUGGGACUUACACGAUAAAGCUGGUCCCCUGUACAACCGUUCAGAACAUAGAAUACACUGUCCCACCUAACUGCAGUCCAGGAGAACCUGUCACUUUUGACCUCAACAUUCGAUUCCAGCAAGUGAGUGACCCAGUUGCAGUGGAGUUCAGUUUGAACACUCAGAUGYUGUUGCUGUCCAAAAAGAACCAGUGGCUUUCUGAUGGAUCGAAGGGUUUUGGUCAAGAGAGUGACAUAGCCUUUUCUGAAGGAGAUACCAUAUAUGGUCGUGUUAUGGUGGAUCCGGUGCAAAACCUGGGGGAUUCUUUCUUCUGCAACAUAGAGAAGGUGUUUCUCUGCACUGGUGCUGAUGGAUACAUACCAAAAUAUAACCCGACCAAGUUUGAAUUCGGCUGCUUGGCUGACUCCCCAUCACUGCUUUACAGAUUUAAGAUUCUUGACAAGGCUCAGCCAGAGACUCAGGCUCGUGUGUUUGGUGAUGUCAGUUUCAAUGCUGUGCUUGCAGUAGAUGAUCCAUCAGCUGUGUCUCUAGUCAGACAACCAGGGUCUGAUGGAUUUAGACUGGACUCUACAGCUAUGUUCCAGGUUGCUGCAGGCCGUGAAUGGUUCAUACACACCAUUUACACAGUUCGCUCCAAAGAGAACGCUAACAGAGGCAUCGGAAAACGCAGCCUGGAGUCUCACUCCUUUGUUUCRGCAAGCGAUGGGUUUGCUUUGGGCUACCGCGGGAGGAGGUCUGCUGGUAAUGAAAGCCCAGAAAUUGCCGAAGACAUUGGAGUAGACGGCAACCGCGGUACCAACAUUAUGCAUAUUGCCUUGGACCGCACCAAACGGAGGUCUGGGGGGUCCAAUGAGCUCUUCGAUGGCCGGGGAGAACCCGGUGAGCUGAAUGCAGUCGAGGACGAGGAGGGUCUGGUGAGCGUGGUGGGGGCGCUGGUGGGGCUGCUGCUCACCGUGCUUGUCAUCAUCGCCAUCACGCUAGUGCUGAGAUCCAGACAGAAGGAUGGGAAGGAAGGAUGGAGAGAGGGGGUACAGGAGGUGGUGAAAGGAUCCAUCAGUACUGAGCCCAUGCUUGUGGUGAGGAUGCAAGACUGCCACAACAGCUCAGAGGUCUGAGCAGUGAAGGCACGGAUGGACAGAUUAAUAUGGGGAUUAUUAUGGGGGUUUUAUAUAUUUUUAUUUAUUUUUAAUUGGUAUUAAUCCCAUAAUGCCAAAAAUCUAAAUGAUCAAACGUGUUCAUAAGUGUGCCUGUUAAUGGGGGAGGCUAUAUUGAAAUCAUCCAUGAUCAAACAGCUUAUCACUCAUGUUUACUGUUUAAUUCAUCACUGCAGUAUUUCCUGUCUCUUCCUCUGGUUUUAUGAAGUUAAAGUGCCUGAAGAAACUCUAAUCCUUUAGGWCAGUCCUAGGCACCUGGGGAAUACUUUUCAUAUCCGUCCUGCCGACCAAGUUAAAAAUUUAGUGCUGCUGGUGGAACACCAGCAAAAUAAACAAAAUGAUGUUCCCACCUAAAGCAACAGUUGUACUGAAAAAAAAGAAUCACCCCAAUGUUAUGUUGCACAUACACUCUAAAGUUUUCAAGAAUAGCACAAUAAAAGUGCUGAAAUCCAAGUAAGUAUGAACAAAUAUCAUACUAUGGCAUUUAUAAUCUAAGCUAAUUUGCAACGCAUGUCUCAUUUAGGCCUUUAGCAACAUAACAAUGAAAAAACUGUUUAAAACCUAAUAUCAGCACAAAAUAAAACAUUGCACUUGUUAGGACAAUGCAUGACAUAAAAUGUAAACAAAUCACAAUAGCAUCAGUCAUGGUUAGCCACACUACACAAUUGGUCAUUUUUAGGAAACUGCUUCAGUCUUAAUAAGUCCGAAAUCAGUUUCAAAUGUUGAGAUAUCACGUGAUAAGGAAAGUUUUGAAAAUGCUUAUUGUCCAUUUUUUUAUAUUGUGUUUUAUUCAGACAACUUGUAAACUCUGUGACGGGUUUAAAGUGUUUCAUGUCUUUGUACUAUACACUGUUGUUGAUCCACUGUGGAAAUGUCUUAUUUAUUCAAAAUAGACACUUUUUUAACAUAAGUUGAGGCAUGUAUGUCAAAAGGCACUCAUYUCAGGAGUUCUCUUUUGUAUUUUUUGCUUCGUUUUGUGACAUUUCUGACUGAGGAGACGCUCUACAAAGCUGCUUUUUAUGUUUAUGUUACACUGUAAGGUUUUGAUGCCGUGACCAUACAAAUAUUUCUCACAGAUUUAUUUUCUUUCACAUUAGGUUUGUCUAAACUUUAAAGUGAUGUGCAGCAUUUAAGUGUUCUGAUUUGGGGGGUUUUUCUGACAAGUGAUGCAAAUAAAAAGCUGCUUAUAGAUCUCCAUCAGAAACACCUCAUUCAUAAUCUCCUAAAUCUGUUUGUAUCAUUGGUGAAAAAUAUGUUCAUGUUUAUUGUUAAACCUGUGUGUCACCUUGCUGUGAGCACACGACAUGCUGAGRUUAAUGUCCUUAAAUGUUUGUCUUAUUAUGGUGCUGUUAAUAAUCACUGUAUGGUUUAUUUCUGAUUUUUACCAGGGUUUGCAGGCGUGGUGAUGAACAUAGGUUACUGAGGUGUGAAUCACUGAGAAAUGUGAAGAUUUUAAAUCCAGCUGAUUUUUUMUUUUCUUUUUUUUUUGCCUUAAGUUUGGAAGUGACACCAUAACUGACAUCAUGUGCACUUUUUUUUGCAUAACAUCCUUCACACGUCAACACAAGCUAUGCAAUGUGAUGUACAUUAUAUACCACAACCAGUCACCCCUCCCCAACACACACACACACAUGUUCACAACAGUUUCAGCACAAUUGUGGUAUUCACCUCGUCUUUUUAUGAAUUGUUUUUUAAGUAUAUGUAAUUAAAAUAAAUAUUGUUUACUGGUGCCUGCUGGCAAGUUGUUGUCGUUGAACUGAGUUGUACGUUUGAGUCAAAUUCAUACAUUAAAUGAAUGCACAUAAUUUGCAAAACAUGAAUAAAAACAAUAAAGAUUACAUUUUAGGAUUAA
Molecule: messenger RNA, 11330 nt
Organism: Austrofundulus limnaeus
Lineage: Eukaryota; Metazoa; Chordata; Actinopteri; Cyprinodontiformes; Rivulidae
Product: FRAS1 related extracellular matrix 2
Biological process (GO): cell communication; homophilic cell-cell adhesion; anatomical structure morphogenesis
Cellular component (GO): membrane
Molecular function (GO): calcium ion binding
Source: RefSeq, a predicted model, not a curated record